This is a messenger RNA of Lachnellula hyalina, 2058 nucleotides long. It is a transcript of the gene ssdA, whose product is annotated as Succinate-semialdehyde dehydrogenase [NADP(+)]. The record is from RefSeq and is a predicted model, not a curated record. Bases 1 to 2058 code for a protein of 685 amino acids. Gene Ontology annotation, molecular function: succinate-semialdehyde dehydrogenase (NAD+) activity; aldehyde dehydrogenase [NAD(P)+] activity. Lineage: Eukaryota; Fungi; Ascomycota; Leotiomycetes; Helotiales; Lachnaceae. The transcript is spliced from 3 exons.
AUGGAUCACUCAUAUUAUUCUCCCGAUAACAAGGCUGUUACUGAAGUCAUGGAUCAUUCACGUUAUCCAGAUAGCGAGUGUCUACAGGUGGCAGAAGCAGAUCCUGAGAGGCCACUGCCCGCCCUACCAGAGGUUGCUGCGUCACUGGAGAAAGAAAGUUCUAAUACGAAUGGACACGACGACGAGAAAGAAUUGACCCCAGGAAUAGUUGGAUGGUUGUCUCGCUCCAGUCGAGCGUCAGCGUCGACAACAAAGACCUCGAUUUCGACACCGGCACAGCGACCAAAUAGAGAAGUGAGGAUUUGUGGUUUACGGAGACGAAUUUUCUGGAUAAUGAUAGGCAUCUCGUGUCUACUCGUCAUUACUACUGCUCUUGCAACUGGAAUUGGUAUUCUAUCAGCAAAACUAUCUAAUCGCAAUUCCAGCGCCGCGUCUUCGACUCGGGUUCCUGCUUCGGAUGUAUCUUCACCGGCAACAUCCACCUCGUCGAAAGCCUCCUGGCAAACGACGCUAUACCAGCAAUCCAUAUCAACCAUCUCAGCCUCAGCCUCAGCCUCGGCGUCAGCUUCAUCCUUAUCCUCAACACCUUGCAACGCCACGAGCUCUAUGUCGGCUUGCGAUCAAGGCGAUUGUUCUGGUAUGAAUGACCAGGAUAGCAAUACUAAAGUAGUAAUCAUGGCACGUAACUACCACUCCCUCAGUCCUGCAACAGGAAAACUGCACAAGGAGUUCCCAGAAAUUUCCAACGAAGAAGCCCUCCAUGCUCUUGACACCGCACACAACUGCUACGAGCAAGAUUGGCGGUUUCGCCCCGUGUCAGAGCGAGCAAGCAUCGUAGCCGGUGCAGCCAAGCUCAUGCGCGCGCAAAUCGACUCGCUGGCCAGCCUAGCCACACUCGAAAUGGGAAAGUUGAUCGGCUCGUCAAAGGAUGAGAUCGAGCUGUCUGCCUCAAUUCUAGAAUACUACGCCGAGAAUGCAGCCGACUUCCUCAAGCCAACACCCAUCCCUGAACACCCAGGAGCGGUCAUGCACACACAGCCUACCGGCGUCAUCUUGGCUAUCGAGCCGUGGAAUUUCCCCUACUAUCAGCUUGCGCGUGUGGCCGGGCCGCAGAUCAUGGCAGGGAAUGUAGUAAUUGUGAAAGAUGCGCGCAAUAUACCACAGUGCACCGAGGCCUUUGCCCGCCUCUUCAGAGAUGCGGGCGCACCUGAAGGGGUCUACACCAACCUUCUCUGUAGCUUCGAUGCUGUCAACACCUUUAUUGACGACUUCCGAGUUCGUGGCAUCACAUUGACGGGGAGCGAGGAAUCUGGCGCAGAGGUCGCUGAGCGGGCAGGUCGGAACCUGAAGAAGGUUGUUCUUGAACUUGGUGGCAGCGACCCAUUCAUCGUGCUCGAAGAUGCGGAUCUAGAAAAGGCUGUGGCCGACGGCGUUUCAGGUCGAUUAUCGGUCAUGGGACAAGAGUGUACAGCAUCCAAGCGCUUUAUCAUUGUUGGCAAGGAACGUGGCCAUCUCUUCCAGCAAGGUAUGGAGAAGGCUUUCAGUGCGCUCAAGCUCGGCGACCCAGCUGACAGUGCAACGUCUCUGGGUCCGCUGUCCUCGGAAAAAGCCGUGACGGGUCUCCUUAAACAGAUUGAGACUGCGAAGGAACAUGGCGCGAAAGUCGUUGCUGGGGGGAAGCGCAUUGAUCGUCCUGGCUUCUACAUGGAGCCUACAAUCGUCACUAACAUAACGCCAUCAAACCCUCUGUUCCAUGAAGAGACAUUUGGCCCUGUAGUCUCUCUGUAUAUCGUCUCCACCGAAGAAGAGGCCAUCAAAAUUGCCAACGCGACAAAGUUUGGGCUAGGCGCCUCCGUUUACUGCAGAAACGAAACACAUGCACAGGAAGUGGCCCUGAAGAUUGAUAGCGGAAUGGUAUAUAUUAACUCACCAGCGCAUGAAAACUUUGCCCCCGAGUUGCCAUUUGGAGGGGUCAAGAACUCGGGAUUUGGGCGUGAGCUAGGAGAGCUAGGGUUUGGCGAGUUUGUAAAUCGGAAAUUAGUUACAAGUUCACAAUGA